Nanorana parkeri is the source of this 801-nucleotide messenger RNA. It is a transcript of the gene LIN37, whose product is annotated as lin-37 DREAM MuvB core complex component. Gene Ontology annotation, cellular component: transcription repressor complex; Myb complex. The record is from RefSeq and is a predicted model, not a curated record. Gene Ontology annotation, biological process: negative regulation of transcription by RNA polymerase II. The coding region runs from base 6 to 731 and encodes 241 amino acids. The transcript is spliced from 9 exons. Lineage: Eukaryota; Metazoa; Chordata; Amphibia; Anura; Dicroglossidae.
CCGCCAUGUCGCUCACAAAGGUGAAGGUGGAGAAAACAGAUUUAGAGGCGUCCAAUGCCCGGAACCGACUGGAAACCAUCCUCCAGGGUCUGCUGAACAGGAGCGAGGCCGACAGGGAACAGCUGGAGGACGAUGGCGGAAAGACCUCGGCAGACCCCCUUUGCAAAGAAUCGUCUCCAUCUGCAGCUGGAAAAAGGCCACCAGCACGCCUGUCUCACAACCGGCGGAAGAAGAGAAAAGAGGAAGAUGGCAUCUCUGAAACUGGACAGCCCAAAAUGAACACUUUUGUCAUCCGCCUGUUUGAUCGGAGCGUAGACUUGGCGCAGUUUACAGAAGACACGCCCCUUUAUCCCGUGUGCCGAGCCUGGCUACGCAACGCGCCUGCAGCAAAGGCCCCCGAACGGCCAUCAACGCCCACGCCGUCGGAGGAGGGUGACGUGGUGAACGGGAGCUCUCAGAACAUCUUCCACCUACCUUCUCCCACACCGAGUCCGGUGACUGAGGGCGGAGAGCCGGUAAACUUGAGGAUACCAUCCCCCAUCCCUCGGGACGAAGACCAGCUCAACCUCAGUCUACCAACAGAGCAGUCCCCGAGCAUGACCACCCUCAUCCGUCGCAACAUGGACCGAUGGAAGAAUGUCCGGCAAAGGUGGAAAGACGCAUCUUACCAGAAUCAGCAGCGCUACGGCCAGAGUAUGAAGAUCCUGAAAGAGAUGUAUGAGCGCCAGUAACCCCACCAUUGACGCAGCCCGGGCCUCCGCUGAGUAUUUUAUUUACCGCCAUGUUUUUAUAUCGCACUUC